This is a messenger RNA of Anthostomella pinea, 981 nucleotides long. Lineage: Eukaryota; Fungi; Ascomycota; Sordariomycetes; Xylariales; Xylariaceae. The record is from the annotation of a GenBank genome assembly.
AUGAACAGUGUAUUGGACGAGCUGCUUGCCAACGUACCAGAUGAUAUGCCCCCGUUCAUGGAGUCUGUCAGCGCACUGCAUCCACUCAAGCUAGAACACCAAGCUGCCUUAUAUUACGGCAAUCAGCAGCGCAUUGGGAUUCCGAGCGCUCCAGGGAAAGUUUGGGUGCGUGCAAACCGCUCACGAUUGCGCGUUUGGCUGGCGACCAACCUCGAUCUCCAAUGGGGUAAAAUCGCAAGCAAGGUCGAGCAGGGCGCUGAAAAGGUCACCGUGACCUUCAGGGAUGGCUCCAGUGCGACGGGCGAUGUGCUCGUGGGUGCUGAUGGCAUGCAUAGUAUCGUUAGAGAGCAUGUUCUGGGAAGAAGCAACGAAGAGAUCCUCAGGAACCUUCCCAUUAGCACCAUCACCGGGGAAACCACGCUCAGUGAAGACGCUUUCUUGCGCCAGUUGGAGAACGCUCACAGCGUCUCCCUCAGCGGCAUCACUUUCGUCGACGAUAUGAGCCCUGAGGAUCGACUCGCGCUUGCUCGCAAGAUCACGGAGCACUUCGACCCGAAGCUGAAGACGCUGCUAGACAACACCAAGCCCGAAGGCGUCAACCCUGCGCCCUGGCUGCCGAAGGACGGUGUGAUAGAGGCGAUUCCCGUGUCGCGCAUCACUCUCUUCGGCGAUGCCGCGCAUCCGACAUCCCCGUUUAGGGGUGAAGGUGGCGUACACGCUUUGCGCGAUGCUGUGUACCUCGGCAAAUUCUUGGGCCAGCUGAGGACAGCGGACACGGCCAGCAUUCAUGAAGCGUUCACAGCGUACCAAGAGGAGAUGGUGCCGCGUGGCGCUUCCGUCGUUCGUGGCGCCCGGGCUCAGGUGGAUCUCUAUUAUAAGGACCUAGCUAAAGUCAGAAUGCUCGGUCAGCAAGCCGUGGGACUGCCGAAGGAGAGGAUGGAAAUGGGUACUGACGGCAUACGCAGUAUCGUGUUGGAAUGA